Dichomitus squalens LYAD-421 SS1 is the source of this 312-nucleotide messenger RNA. RefSeq lists its product as uncharacterized. Lineage: Eukaryota; Fungi; Basidiomycota; Agaricomycetes; Polyporales; Polyporaceae. The coding region runs from base 1 to 312 and encodes 103 amino acids. The record is from RefSeq and is a predicted model, not a curated record. The transcript is spliced from 2 exons.
AUGGCAGGAUUGGAGCUGAAGGAUGCGGGCGUCCGGAAUGCCACGUCCAUCAUGAGGGGAGGGGCGCGCAUGCUCAACACAGGCUCGUCAUUUGCCCUUGACAUUGAGAUCAAAAAAGAAGCAGCCGCCAUCCGUGACCCCUCAUCUCCUUCUCCCCAUGUGAACAUCCCUGCUGCCUCUUCGCCGGCGGGUAACUCAAAUGCGGACGCUCUUCGACGCCGCAAGGCGCGUCAAGUCCGCUUCCUCGAAAGCGUGCGCGUCGAGCUCUAUGAACGAGGCUCCGACAAGAAGCCUUCUGCGCCACCUCAAUGA